UUUUGUAAACAGUUGUUUUGCGUUUCUCUUCUGGUAAACUACUUGUAUUUUAUAAAACAACAAUACACGACAUCAUCAUCAUCGAGACGACGAUACGUUUUGUUAGGAUGUUUAUUUUUAAAAUCAAAAACUCGUAGUGGUUUUUUCGAUACAAACGACGUGGAUAAAAUAGAAACGGAAAAAGACGUGCGCGUAGAAUUUAAAAGAAGAAUUAAAUCAUCGCCACCGUCGUUGUCGUUGUCCUCUGAAGAUAGUUUAAACGUUUUAAAAGGAAUAAUCGUCGAUUUUUCUAUAUCAAAUGUUUAGAUUUAAACGACGAGAAACUUCAAUCUAUUGAAAAACGCACUCGAUCAACUCCGUAAGGACAUGGCUGUUGUCGAUGAUGAUCAUAACUAUCAUCUUAUCGAGGAUUUCGUUCGAUUGGAUCAUUUGGCGUCGUCGUCAUCAUCAUCGUCGUUGUCAUCGCAAUCUGGUGUAUGUGUAAUUCUAAAUAAAGAAGCAGAUGGACGAGUUCGAGUGAUUUUACGCAACGCCGAUUGUUUUAAAUAUUUUAAUUUUACAAAAGACACGGCAAAUUUGUCAAAAGUCGAGUUGAAAAAAGAAAUGACGGAUAUUAACGAAUGUAUAAAAUCUAUAAAUCAACUUGUAUCGAAUCCUUUAAAAUCGCACGCGUCCGAUGUUCAAAUGUUACUUAGUGGUUGUAAAAAUUAAAUUU
Molecule: messenger RNA, 715 nt
Organism: Melanaphis sacchari
Lineage: Eukaryota; Metazoa; Arthropoda; Insecta; Hemiptera; Aphididae
Exons: 2
Coding region: 367-711 (114 amino acids)
Source: RefSeq, a predicted model, not a curated record